AUCGAUAACUCAAACAGUGGAGGCUAGGCUAGCUCGUUAACUCUCUCUCUCUCUCUCUCUCUCUCUCUCUCUCCGUAUCAUCCCGUCACUCAGGUUUCGUGUAAAAUGACAGAGCCAUCCAAAGUCAUUCAUGUGCGCAAUGUGGGACAUGAAAUUUCUGAGAACGACUUGCUUCAGAUAUUCCAGCCAUUUGGGGUUGUCACCAAGCUUGUGAUGCUUCGUGCAAAAAAUCAGGCACUCCUCCAAAUGCAAGAUAUUCCUUCGGCUGUUUCUGCAAUGCAAUUCUACGCUAAUGUUCAGCCUAGUAUAAGGGGAAGGAAUGUUUAUGUCCAGUUCUCAUCACAUCAGGAACUUACAACUAUGGAGCAGAAUUCUCAGGGCCGAGCGGAUGAGCCUAAUCGAAUUCUCUUAGUUACAAUUCAUCACAUGCUAUACCCUAUAACCGUGGAAGUGCUGCAUCAAGUGUUUUCUCCUCAUGGGAUUGUGGAGAAGAUCGUCACAUUCCAGAAGUCAGCUGGUUUUCAAGCCCUUAUACAGUAUCAAUCACGGCAAAAUGCUAUCUCAGCAAGGAGCUCUCUUCAGGGGCGUAAUAUUUAUGAUGGUUGCUGUCAGUUGGAUGUUCAGUUCUCGAAUCUUGAUGAGCUACAAGUGAACUACAACAACGAUCGCUCAAGGGAUUUUACCAAUCCAUCAUUGCCUUCAGAGCAGAAGGGAAGAUCCUCACAAGACCAGGGUGGAUAUGGAGAUGCAGGAAGCAUGUACGCCCUUCAAGCUUCAGGGAACAGAGCAGUUGGAUUUCCGCAGAUGGGCGAUCCAGCAGCUAUUGCAGCUGCUUUUGGAGGAGGUUUGCCGCCUGGAAUAAGUGGAACAAAUGACAGAUGCACUGUGCUUGUAUCUAACCUAAAUCCGGAUAGAGUAGAUGAGGAUAAACUUUUCAACUUGUUCUCCAUCUAUGGAAACAUUGUGAGAAUCAAACUUCUCCGCAAUAAACCAGAUCAUGCACUAGUUCAGAUGGGUGAUGGCUUCCAGGCUGAAUUAGCAGUGCACUUCUUAAAGGGUGCCAUGCUGUUUGGGAAACGUUUGGAGGUGAACUUUUCAAAGCAUGCAACCAUCACGACUGGUGCAGAUACGCAUGAGUAUUCCAACUCAAAUCUUAACCGCUUCAACCGCAAUGCAGCAAAGAAUUAUCGUUACUGCUGUUCACCAACCAAAAUGAUCCACCUGUCCACUCUCCCCCAGGAUGUCACUGAGGAGGAGAUUGUGUCCCACCUAGAGGAACAUGGCCCCAUCGUCAACACCAAGCUCUUUGAGAUGAACGGUAAGAAGCAGGCCCUUGUCCUGUUUGAAAAUGAGGAGCAGGCCACUGAAGCCCUUGUUUGCAAGCAUGCUACCUCCCUUGGAGAUGCAAUCAUCCGGAUCUCAUUUUCCCAAUUGCAGACCAUUUAGGACGCAGCUCAGCUAAUUGGGUAAUGAGUAGCGCGGGGUUGAUCAAAAGAUGUUUAUGUGCCUGUGGUGACGUUUUUUUAAUCUCACUUUUCUUGUAACUGUGGUUUAUUAGUUUUCCGUCAGUGGUGGAUUGCUCUUUGUUUUUGUACUUUCAACUCUUGUUCUCUUCUUUGUGCAUGUACCAGUUAGACCUACCUUAAUGUCAGGCGAAGCUGUCAUUUGCAAAUGCGGCAUCUUUUUAUUAUUGCAUUUUGAAGGGGGACGGAGUGUUUUCUCAUCCAUGUGAGAAUUUUUUUAUCAUUGUUUGUAUCUUGUAGGGUCGGAUAAACAAUUUUUUUCCUCGUAAUCCAAGACUAGCUUGUGCUAUAAAUGAAUUUGUUAAGUGGUCACAA
Rhododendron vialii is the source of this 1838-nucleotide messenger RNA. RefSeq names its product polypyrimidine tract-binding protein homolog 3. Gene Ontology annotation, cellular component: nucleus. Gene Ontology annotation, biological process: mRNA processing; regulation of RNA splicing. The transcript has 15 exons. The record is from RefSeq and is a predicted model, not a curated record. Gene Ontology annotation, molecular function: mRNA binding. NCBI's taxonomy places the organism in Eukaryota, Viridiplantae, Streptophyta, Magnoliopsida, Ericales, Ericaceae. Bases 106 to 1446 code for a protein of 446 amino acids.